UUAGCUCGCGCCAUUACCCAGUCUUCAGGUUGGAUGCCGUGACGUAUUUACUGACAGGCACACGCGAGUUUUCGCGCCGGUGCUCCAUCUGCUCGCGAAGGCACUAUUUGGGGAGAUAAACCGAACCAACCGUCCCUUUCCUUUCCGUUUUACCGUUACGUGUCAACAAGUUCACUCACAGACUUUCUCAGUCUGUGUCUGCCAUCGGGAGGAAAAUAACGGGAACGCUGCUCUCUCCUGCAUCACCAAAUUACAAUUUAUUUUCACAAAAUCAUAGUUUUUUCCCCGGUCGACUGCGAUAUCCUGAACUGGAGCGCAUACUGAAUGAUGGCAUGCCGCAUCUACCAACAUCUAUUUUUCUUGUCCACGUUUGGAUGUUUGGUUUUGUUAACUGUGGUUUCUGUCGUCCAGGGCCGCGUCUUCCUAAUUAACCGGACAAACAGCUCUGACCUCGGGGGCUUGGCCGGGGCAGAACAUGCAUGUGCUAUCAAUGACGCCCGGCUGGCGACAGCCGAGGAGCUGCGUCACGCUGUGGUGGAGUGUUCCUUCUCUGCCUGCACACGAGGAUGGUUGGAGGGGGGCAGCGUGGGGACUGCUGUAUGUAGUAACUUGGGAGGUGCUUUAAAGGCAGUUGAUGUGAAAGUAGGGAAUGCUACAGAGGACAACACAAACCUGGAUUUCUUCUGUAUCAAAGACAAGGAAGUUCCAUGCGGUGACCCCCCUGCAUUUCCCAACACACAACUCCAGAGGCAAACAGGUUCUGAGAUUGGAGAAGAGCUGCUCUACACCUGUCUUCCUGGACAUGUGAUGCCCAGUGGCCAAUCAGCUUUCAGCCUGAUGUGUGACAGCUGUGGAGAGUGGUACGGACAGGUACAGCUCUGUGUCAAAGACAAGACAGAGGCCCAUAUUGACUAUGAAGAUAAGUUCACUGAUGACCACCUAUCGUACAACACCCCAAACCCAGAGGAGGAACCGAUGGAGGAGCAUGGUGAGGAGGUGCAUGAGGAGGCAGCAUAUGUUCAUGAGGAGAAGGGUGCAGGAGAAGAGGAGUACAGGGAUCCGGGGCAGCGGGAGGUUGACAUGGAAGAAGAGGCUCAUGGAGGAAGGGAGCUGUCUGUGGAGCAGCAGGAGGAGGUGAGGGGAGGAGUGGUGACAGGAGAAGAGGAAGAGGUGGAGGUGGAAGACUCAACUGACCAUCUGGUCAAGGAGGACGAGACAGCUGUUUCGGAGGCCACUGAAGUGCCCGUCUCCCUCCUGUCCCAGAAGCAUCUGUUCUGGUUUCCCUCAGAGGCCUUCCGGGAAGCAGAAGAUGUGGAACCUCCCCACACGCCAAUCACCCUGGACACUCCCACCGAGGGAGACAGCCGUGUCAGGGCCUCUGGCAGCGAAUCAGAGGAAAGCAAGGAAGACAGCCAACCAGAGGAGACAAAGGAUUAUGACAGACAUGGGGGUCACUUCCAACAACCAGUUGACCCUGAUGAAGAUGAGGUUGACCAUGAACAUGGUCAUGACGAGCAACGUGAGCACGACCUAGCGGCCCCUGACGAUCAAACCAAUCCUGAACACCAUGAAAGUUCUGAACGAGUUCUAGCGGGCGAGGGCCAUAUGGUCAAACAGCCUGGCCAUGAAGAUCACGGUAACUAUGACGAUGAGGAAGCACACCGCGGGGACCAAGGACAACACCAGGUGGACGACCGUGUGAAGGCGGGGCCGUACGAUGAUGGCGACGGGCAGAAUGAGCAUUACGACAUGGGUGAGCAUGAGGACGAGGACAGCAUCCACUAUCGCAGCCAUGAUGAACAUGACGACCAUGCAGACCAUGCCACCGACGACGUUACCGAUCGUCAUGACGAUGAUCGUCAUGACCACUUAGAUCCCAGCACUCACAAUGACCACUACGAGCAAGACCGCCUAGGCGUUCACGAUGACCAUAGCGAACAUGACCGUAAUGACCCUAACCUUCAUGACCAUGAUGACCACGAUGACCACGGACAUGACACUAAUGGAGAGAGAGUGGUUCCCCCAGUCGUCAUGACAACAGGUGAGCCUGUGACUGUAACCCAGGAGGUGGCAGGAGGAGGACCUGUAGCCAGCACAGAAGAGACCUGGUUGGACGGCUACCCUAUCAGUCAGGAGGAGACCAACACAGAGAAAGUGGGUGUUAUCUCCACAGAAGAAGGGGUGUCACGGGAAGAGGAAGAUCUUGUGAUCGUCGUGGCAACAGACCGCCCCAAUGACAUAGAGUUGAGUCGUCCAACCACAGAGGGGGCGGAAACUGUAGAUGAGGACGAGGACCAAGGCUGGGUUGGAAAACUCGCCCCCACACCUUCAUCCCUCUCCCCUGAGUCCACGCCUUCAGAUUCCCACUCUGCUGACUACGCCACACCCUCUUUGACAUCAUCACAGGGCAACGCAGCCCCGCCUGUUGCUACGGACACAUGGGAGACCCCAGAUCACGUGCACCCUUUCCUGGAGCUCAACCCUGCCCCCACGGCGUGGACUGAUGAUGUCAUCGACGAAUGGCACAACCGGACUCGACACAGUGAGGAGAGGGAGGGUGAGGAAGGGGAGAGGGAGGGGGAGAAGGGGGAGACAGGGUGUUCAGGGGGUGAGGAAGACUGCCCUCCCCCUCCUCCCUCAUCCGGCAGGGGGCCCAUGGUGGCGGCCAUUGUCAUAGCUGUGUGUGUGGUUGCCGUGGCAACUGCCGUUGGGGCCUGGUGUUACCGGCGGAAACAGCAGAAGAGUUCAAUGUACGAGAUGAAUGGAAAGAGUCAGAGUCCCAGCAGACACGGACAACAGAUAGAGAUGCAACAGAAGGUCUGAGAGAAGGAGAGAGACAGUGGGGCCGAGGACAGAGGAGGGGGGAUGAGUGGGAGGUGAUGUGGGUGGGGGUAACUGGGGGGCGUGGUGGUUGAACAGCCACACACUACACCUGCAGAGAUGGAAGAAUGAGUUGAGAGCUCAGGGGGUUUGAGGGACGAGGGUUUUCGAUGAUAGAAAGGACUGCCCCUCCAGAGCUCUGGGACAUUGUGGUACAAAAUAAUGUGUUUAUUAGUUAUUACUGUCUCAUCACCUGUGCUGUUGAUCUCUUUGUCGUUAUGCUGUAGUUGUUGUUCUUGUGCAAGACAAUUUAACUGUGUUACUGUAUGUUGUGAUGUUGAGGCUCAUUGUUGCUAGGUAGUUUCUUUUCUGAAUGUUUUUCUUAAGGCACCAAAUUUCUGAAACAGGAAGGAUUACCUGAACUCCUUUGCAUGAAUGUGGAGUAAACCUAAAUUUAGUUUCCCUGGGAUGAUAGACAGCAACAGCGCUGGAAAGAUUCCUCAUGGUAUUAUUACUUCAUCGUAACUUGUGUAUGUUCCAGCCUAGCCUUAAGACAGGAUGUAGAAAAGAGCAGGAAAGAGAAUACAACAGAUAUAACUCUAAAAUGUACACCGAUGAACAACAAACUUGCCGUUCCUCAUGGAUUGCACCUCAGCCAGGAGAAAGGAUUUGGGGAAUAGAGAUGUAUGGAGACUUCUUGUCUGGAAUGGCGUGUGUGUGUGUGUGUGUGUGUGUGUGUGUGUUGAUUUUGACUGAGGCUGCUGGUGAGAGAUUUAGAGUAGGAGUCCAGGCGGCCAGCUCCGCUCAGAGACAGGGCGCUGGGGGAAUAAUCAGGCCUGUGAGGGUAUGUGUUACACACUGGUGUGAUGUGCUGGUCCGUGGUCUCGCGUAUUUGAAGGUCUCCAGACGGGUUUGGGAGACUACGCCCGGGAGACCGGGGACAUCAGACGAUCUGACGCUACCAUGACGACAAACACAGACAGACGGACAAUGGGACGGACACUAGCGACGCAUAGCUAGACGAGAUGGUCUGUGCGCUUUUUUACGGUGUGACGAGCCCGAUUAUCACGUUCAAUUGUUUAUUAACAUGCGUAAUAGUUUCACGUGUUUCUGACAAAGACUACAAAGACAUUGUAAUUGCAUUCGUAGGCCUCGUGUACGUGGCCCUACUUUUCUAACGCAAAACCGCACACACCACUGUAAAACCACACCGCAGCGAUGAGGUGAUGUUGCAGCGCUGUUGACCAUGUCCACAACACAAUCAGUAAACGGCACAGGAAACACCUUUCACAUAAUGUCUUUAUACAGUACUGUAUAUAAUAUUGACGCCUGCCAAGACAUGACUUCGGUGCCGUGUCGUUCCGUCUGUUUUACGAUGUGACGGGGGCUCAUCCUGGUCUGCUGUGUGCGUUUUAUUGUUUGGGUGAAACGACGACCCUAAUGUGCGGAGUGAAGUUGUAAAAAGUAUCUUGUUCUGUAUUCAGUGUCUAAAGGUUUUAGGGGGUUUUGUAAACUUUCUGUUUUGAAGAGUUGUGUUUGUUUGUUGGAGACUUUUUAAGUGUUUUAUGUAAAUAAGAAUGUGUUUCUGUAAUAAUGCUUAGAGUGCCGUUCUGAACAGGACGAUAAAAUAACCAAAUUCUGCUUUGUACCCUCAAAACAGUAUAUGAAUUUGUUACCAUUGAUUAUUUCACCUUUACUAGGUGAACUCUACAACUUCCUGGUCUCUAUAUGACGUCAUCUCCCUCCAUAACGUCUUUUUGAUAUUGGGUCCAUUGAACAACAGUGUGAGUGUUUGUGUUGUCAGGAUGAAUUGUGUGUGUGUGUUCUACUGGUCAUACUAAUAAAGUAAUAAAUGUAUCACUCUGUGA
Messenger RNA from Esox lucius (northern pike), 4688 nucleotides. It is a transcript of the gene susd5, whose product is annotated as sushi domain containing 5. The coding region runs from base 325 to 2823 and encodes 832 amino acids. The record is from RefSeq and is a predicted model, not a curated record. Gene Ontology annotation, biological process: cell adhesion; Notch signaling pathway. The transcript has 5 exons. Lineage: Eukaryota; Metazoa; Chordata; Actinopteri; Esociformes; Esocidae. Gene Ontology annotation, molecular function: hyaluronic acid binding.